AUGUCAGGACUGUGUGCGAUGCAUAGACUGAGUGAUGUCAUGACUAGCUACACGGACCCGUACUUCUUCAGGGAGCGCCUGACCAUGCCCAAGCUGCUCAUCUCCGCCUCCAAUGACGAAUUCUUCUUCAUGGAUGACUCGUACUUCUAUUUCAACGACCUGCCACCGCCCACGCUGUUCAAGAUCGUGGCCAACCUGGACCACAUGGUCAUUCAGAAGUCCUACUGGGUACGUACCGCCUCGCCUUGCCCUCCAUCCUUCUUCUCUCCCACUGGGUGUUGCAGUAGGAAUGGUCCUCCGUUUUUCCUCUUCGCUCCCCCAAUCCCUCUCCCUCCCCCUUUACUCCUACGCCAUUCUCGCCUUCAUUCGUGGUCGUUUUUCUCCAUUCCCCACCCAUCAUCGCCGCUAACUCCAUCUCACCCUCGCCGUCCUUUCGCCUCAGCCUCGCCGCCCUGCCUUCUCAACCUUGCCGCCCUUCCUUCUCACCCUCGCCGCCCUUCCUUCUCACCCUCGCCGCCCUUCCUUCUCACCCUCGCCGCCCUUCCUUCUCACCCUCGCCGCCCUUCCUUCUCACCCUCGCCGCCCUUCUUUCUGCCUGUGGUCAGUCGGACAUCUGAAAGGACACAUCCUGCCUCUCCUCUGCUGCCAUUAGCUGCUGCUGGCACUGCUCAUUGGCUCGUUGCAUACUCCGCAAAUCUCCACCCAUGCUUUUUCUGUUCUUCCUGCGCCCAUGGUUUUCCCCUCCCUCACCCCCUUCUGCCUCACCCCCUUCUGCCUCACCCCCUUCUGCCUCACCCCCUUCUGCCUCACCCCCUUCUGCCUCACCCCCUUCUGCCUCACCCCCUUCUGCCUCACCCCCUUCUGCCUCACCCCCUUCUGCCUCACCCCCUUCUGCCUCACCCCCUUCUGCCUCACCCCCUUCUGCCUCACCCCCUUCUGCCUCACCCCCUUCUGCCUCACCCCCUUCUGCCUCACCCCCUUCUGCCUCACCCCCUUCUGCCUCACCCCCUUCUGCCUCACCCCCUUCUGCCUCACCCCCUUCUGCCUCACCCCCUUCUGCCUCACCCCCUUCUGCCUCACCCCCUUCUGCCUCACCCCCUUCUGCCUCACCCCCUUCUGCCUCACCCCCUUCUGCCUCACCCCCUUCUGCCUCACCCCCUUCUGCCUCACCCCCUUCUGCCUCACCCCCUUCUGCCUCACCCCCUUCUGCCUCACCCCCUUCUGCCUCACCCCCUUCUGCCUCACCCCCUUCUGCCUCACCCCCUUCUGCCUCACCCCCUUCUGCCUCACCCCCUUCUGCCUCACCCCCCCUUCUGCCUCACCCCCUUCUGCCUCACCCCCUUCUCCCUCACCCCCUUCUGCCUCACCCUCUUCCUGGUCUACGAUGCGACCGGCUCCUUCCUCACCUCUCUCCUGCACGUCAACUCCUCCUGCGCCUCUCGCCCCGCCUCCUCCCGCCCCUCCCUCACCUGGACGAGCCCCACCAACCCCACCCCCUCCUCCCUCACUCCCCACACCACCUCCAUCUCGUCAGACUCCCCUUCCCCUCAAACCCCCCACAACCCUCACAGCUCUCAGCCUUCCAGUCUCCCAGACGCAGAGGCAGCAGCAGCAGUGGCAGCAGUGCAGUCCCCCCCUUGGGGCUGUGUACCAGAGAUGCCAGCUGUCGACUGGCCUCAGCUGAGGUGGCGGUUUGAUUGGUCCACGUUCACCAUCCAUGCCACGUCAGACAGGAAGCCGUUGGCG
Closterium sp. NIES-65 is the source of this 1746-nucleotide messenger RNA. NCBI's taxonomy places the organism in Eukaryota, Viridiplantae, Streptophyta, Zygnematophyceae, Desmidiales, Closteriaceae. The record is from the annotation of a GenBank genome assembly.